AUGGAAGAAUCCCUCGUCCUCUCCAAGUUCGACAAUCUCGUCCAAUCUGGCCUCGUCCUAUACGAUGAGAAACAACGAAUCAUUGAGCACAUUGAUGAGAAUCUCAAAUUCCAAUUUGUUCUAACUUCUGCUCUCGCCAAAAAGCCCACCCUAACCACCCCGCAGUCCCAGCCCGAGGUCAAUAGUCGAAGACCCGAAGAGCGAGACGGCAGCGACAUCAGCACCACCGGUUUCGAACUCGGCACGCUAGAUAGCCACUUUUUGAUCGUGAACAAGUUCUGCUUUGCGCGGCCCCACCUCAUGCUUCUCACGUCUGAUGGAUACAAACGACAGUAUGAAGCGCUUGAGGAAGCCGAUCUAGACAGCAUGUGGCGGAUCUUGAUCUCCAUGGAGAGAGACUACGUUGCAUUUUUCAACUGCGGCCAGAAUGGCGGAUGUAGUCGGCUGCAUAAGCAUAUGCAGUUGAUGCCCUUACCGGCAAACAGUUUUGCAGCCUUUCUGGAUUCAUCCGAGGAGCCCGAAACCAAGGUUCCGUUUAAGUGGUUCUAUCGGCGCUUUGAGGGCGAGGUGACACCCGCUGUGUUGUUCGGCGUCUACAAAGACCUGCUGAAGGAGGCUACGAAGGUGGGCGGGGACCACACGGCGAGUACGCCGCCUGGAGCAGUCUGUCCGCAUAAUAUGAUCCUUACCAAGAGAUGGAUGAUCGUGUUGCCGAGAAGACGAGGCGGGAUUAAUAAGGAGGCUGGGGUGAAUUCGCUGGGCAUGCUGGGGGUGAUCGCUGUGGCUACGACGAAGGAGAUUGAUAAUUGGGUCAGGUUAGGUUUGACGGAGUCCCUGGCAGAGGUGGGGGUGCCUAAGAGGAUAUAA
This is a messenger RNA of Penicillium robsamsonii, 867 nucleotides long. RefSeq lists its product as uncharacterized. Lineage: Eukaryota; Fungi; Ascomycota; Eurotiomycetes; Eurotiales; Aspergillaceae. The record is from RefSeq and is a predicted model, not a curated record. Gene Ontology annotation, biological process: nucleotide metabolic process. The transcript has 2 exons. Gene Ontology annotation, molecular function: ATP:ADP adenylyltransferase activity; ATP binding. Bases 1 to 867 code for a protein of 288 amino acids.